Trichomonas vaginalis G3 is the source of this 1389-nucleotide messenger RNA. RefSeq names its product papain family cysteine protease domain containing protein family. The record is from RefSeq and is a predicted model, not a curated record. NCBI's taxonomy places the organism in Eukaryota, Parabasalia, Trichomonadida, Trichomonadidae. The transcript has a single exon. Bases 1 to 1389 code for a protein of 462 amino acids.
AUGAAUAGACAAGAAUCAUCAUUUCAGUUUAUCUCUCUCAGUAUUCUUUUAUCUGUAGCUCUUAUUUCAUUCAUAUCUAUUAUGAUGAGCUUGCAACAUCGCUUCAUAAAGGAUGAAAGCGAACUUUAUCUUCCAGUUAUACCUACACGCUACGUUGUUGAUGAUUCUUUCCUCACUUCUGUAAAGGAUAGUAUUUAUUAUCCAUUUCAUGCUGCAACUGCAAUCAUAAACCACUUAGAAUCUUUCCUUUCAUUCCAAUUACAAUAUAAAGGCAUCAUGAAAUCAAAAGUAUCAGCUGAACUAUCAGAACUACUCUUCAAUAAUACAAUCAUUGAAGAUUGCAUGAAUGAAUCCAAUUCUAAGACUUGCAAUCGCGAAUUACAAGCUUCAACUGUCGUAAACUAUUUCAAAAAUCUCCCGAAUUUGAAUCUUAGCAUUGCCAGUUCUAAAGAAUGCCAAAAUAUGGUUGAUUGCUCCAAUAAAAAUCACCUCAACUUCAGAUUAAAGGAACCAACAUUUGCAAGGAGUGUCGAUGACAUCAAGAAACUACUUCUCAAGAAGAAGAGACCACUUCUCCUCUCAAUUCCUGAAUUUUUCGCUGAUUAUUACGUUCCAUGCACGGAUAAGAGGGUCAAAGAGAGCAAAGAAUGCAAGAACAAAGAUACAUACUGUCCAUACAAUACAGAUCAGAACUGUGGAGUCAUUUCUACUUCGACAUAUUUGGAAGGUGGAUCAUUCUUUGUCCCAGCACCUCCAGCUUAUGCAAGAACGGGUAAUUCAAUGACUUUUAACUUGAUUGGAUUCAACAACGACUUAAUUACGUCAGGAUAUCCUCAUCAAUUCAAAUCAUUACAACUUUCAAAGGGUGGCUUCAUUGUAAAGUCACUUAAUGGAUCAGGAUAUGGCCAUACUCUCAAUUAUUUACGCGGAAGAAUCUCUCUUGAAGAAGAUCGUCAAUUAUGUGGAGUUUAUUCAGACAUAAACACAUGGAAACCAUGUAAUCAACAUAUAUGCACAGAAGAGAACUACUUACGAGCUCGUAAAAAGCCUCCUUACGUUUCAGAUUAUUAUUAUGCAAUUGUUUCAGAGACAAAGGGCCAAAACCUUUCAAUUUCUCUUGAAGAUGAAUAUGGAUUAACAGAAACAAGGCUAUACCUGAUAGAUAAGAAGUCUUUCGCCGUCAAAACAAAAUUCAUGGAAACAACACAACCGUAUUGGAGACUUUCGGACUACUUAAUGCCAGUUAUUACUCACGAGUUGAAUAAUUCAUGCAGUUACUGGUCUAUUCCUUACGAAUUAGUUGAAAAGGGUAUUAGCAUGGAAGAUGCUUCAGUUGCUACAACAUUGGCUCUCGACCUCCCUGCAAUUUUUGAUUCUCUCCCUAAAUAA